AUGGUGGGGCAAAGUGGAAUGUUCAUUCCACUUUGCCCCACAGGGAGACCUAUAACCAUAAGACAAGUCGGUCAGUUGUUCGGAAACGCAUACCUGAGGGCGUCCACUGCUAAGAAUGCCAUGAGCGGAUUCGAAAAAACAGGAAUUUGGCCACUUAAUCCUCAUAUUUUUCCAGAAGAAGCGUAUGCAGCAAGUGAAACAACCAAUAGACAUGCUUCCACAAACAACGAACCGACAACUGACGAUGAUGACAUCCCCCUAGUAUUGUUGAAAAGAGCUGCUGAACAUGAAAAUAAAGGAGGAGCUACUCCUUCCUGCAGCAAAGGCGUUGAACAAUCAAAUAAAGAAGCCCCUUCCUGCUUCUACACCAAAGAUGUCGUCUUACAUGCAGUUCCAUCAUGUUCUUCGGAAGUGGUGGUGGAAGCAAUUCCUGGUUGCUUUUCGGAAUUACUUCCAGCUAUCGUUGAGGAAAUACCAUCAACUAGCAACAGAAUGUGCACUCCUAGUGACAUUAUACCUGUGCCUCAGAUAAAGACGAAUCAGGAACGCAAAAUAUCUAGGAACAGAGGCAAAACUGCAGUGCUUACCUCGAGCCCAUAUCUUAAGGAACUGAAAGAAAAAAAUGAUGUGACUCCCAAAAAGUCGAUUAAAACUAUUAAAAGGAACGUUUUCACACGCAAAAAUAAGGAUACACCAGAAAUUGAACAAAAUCAACGCAAAAAGUUGAAACAUGAUAUGACAAGUAAAGAAAAUAUAACUAAUGAUGAUGAUGAUGAUGAUGAUACGGAAUGUAUUUUGUGUGGAGGAAAAUACCUAAGAUCUUCUUCAGGUGAACCCUGGAUAUCCUGCAGCCGCUGCAAAGGAUGGGCUCAUGAAAAAUGCACCGCACAUGAUCGCUCCUCUGAUAAACUUUAUAUAUGCGACCUUUGCGAAUAA
Messenger RNA from Phaedon cochleariae (mustard beetle), 936 nucleotides. NCBI's taxonomy places the organism in Eukaryota, Metazoa, Arthropoda, Insecta, Coleoptera, Chrysomelidae. The record is from the annotation of a GenBank genome assembly.